GGUAGGUGUCAGCCGCCGAGCCCGGUUCUCGGCCCAGCGCUCCUCGCUGGUUCGCGCAGCCCUGGCGCCCGCGGUGGCGGCCGCCCACUCGCCGCGAUCCCUCCCGGGCUGCCGUGGCCCCCGCCCUGCGGUAUGAGCCGGUGACCGAGCGCGGGGCCGAGCGGGAGGCAGCCGUGGCCGAGGAGCGUGAGGAAGAGGCUGUCUGUGUCAUUAUGUGUGCGUCGGUCAAGUACAAUAUCCGGGGUCCUGCCCUCAUCCCAAGGAUGAAGAUCAAGCACCGAAUCUACUACAUCACCCUCUUCUCCGUUGUCCUCCUGGGCCUCAUUGCCACUGGCGUGUUUCAGUUCUGGCCUCAUUCCAUCGAAUCCUCCAACGACUGGAGCGUAGAGAAGCGCAGUGUCCGAGAUGUGCCCGUGGUCAGGCUGCCGGCCGACAGUCCCAUCCCUGAGCGGGGUGACCUCAGUUGCAGAAUGCACACGUGUUUUGAUGUCUACCGCUGUGGCUUCAACCCAAAAAACAAAAUCAAGGUGUUUAUCUACUCUCUGAAAAAGUACGUGGAUGACUCUGGUGUCCCAGUCAGCAACACCAUCUCCCGGGAGUAUAAUGAGCUGCUCACGGCUAUCUCAGACAGUGACUACUAUACCGACGACAUCACCCGGGCCUGCCUGUUUGUUCCGUCCAUCGAUGUGCUGAACCAGAACACGCUCCGCAUUAAGGAGACAGCGCAAGCACUGGCCCAGCUCUCUAGGUGGGAUCGAGGUACAAACCAUCUGCUGUUCAACAUGUUGCCUGGAGGUCCCCCAGACUAUAACACAGCUCUGGAUGUCCCCAGAGACAGGGCUCUGUUGGCUGGUGGUGGCUUUUCUACAUGGACUUACAGGCAAGGCUACGAUGUCAGCAUUCCUGUCUAUAGUCCGCUGUCAGCUGAGGUGGACCUUCCAGAGAAAGGACCAGGUCCCCGGCGAUACUUCCUCCUGUCGUCUCAGAUGGCUCUGCAUCCCGAGUACCGAGAGGAACUGGGAGCCCUCCAGGCCAAACACGGAGAGUCAGUGUUAGUCCUAGAUAAAUGCACCAACCUCUCCGAGGACGUCCUUUCCGUCCGCAAGCGCUGCCACGAGCAUCAGGUCUUCGACUACCCCCAGGUGCUGCAGGAGGCUACUUUCUGUGUGGUUCUUCGCGGGGCUCGGCUGGGCCAGGCGGUACUGAGUGACGUUCUACGGGCUGGCUGUGUCCCAGUUGUCAUCGCAGACUCCUAUAUUUUGCCUUUCUCCGAAGUGCUUGACUGGAAAAGAGCCUCUGUGGUUGUGCCAGAAGAAAAGAUGGCAGACGUAUACAGCAUUUUGCAGAGCAUCCCCCAAAGACAGAUUGAAGAAAUGCAGAGGCAGGCACGGUGGUUCUGGGAAGCAUACUUCCAGUCAAUUAAAGCCAUUGCCCUGGCCACCCUGCAGAUUAUCAAUGACCGGAUCUACCCCUAUGCUGCCAUCUCCUAUGAAGAAUGGAAUGACCCUCCGACUGUGAAGUGGGGUAGUGUGAGCAACCCACUCUUCCUCCCACUGAUCCCACCACAGUCUCAAGGUUUUACCGCCAUUGUCCUCACCUACGACCGAGUGGAGAGUCUCUUCCGGGUCAUCACAGAAGUGUCCAAGGUGCCCAGUCUAUCCAAGCUGCUAGUCGUCUGGAAUAAUCAGAAUAAAAGCCCCCCAGAAGAGUCUCUCUGGCCCAAAAUCCGGGUUCCAUUAAAGGUUGUGAGGACGGCUGAAAACAAGCUGAGUAACCGUUUCUUCCCUUAUGACGAAAUCGAGACGGAGGCUGUCCUGGCUAUUGAUGAUGACAUCAUUAUGCUGACCUCUGAUGAGCUACAGUUUGGUUAUGAGGUCUGGCGGGAGUUUCCUGAUCGGUUGGUGGGUUACCCAGGUCGUCUGCAUCUCUGGGACCAUGAGAUGAGUAAGUGGAAGUAUGAGUCCGAGUGGACCAAUGAGGUGUCCAUGGUGCUUACGGGAGCAGCUUUUUAUCACAAGUAUUUUAAUUACCUGUAUACCUACAAAAUGCCUGGGGACAUCAAGAACUGGGUGGACGCUCAUAUGAACUGUGAAGACAUUGCCAUGAAUUUCCUGGUAGCUAAUGUCACGGGGAAAGCUGUCAUCAAGGUGACACCGCGGAAGAAAUUCAAGUGUCCAGAGUGCACAGCCAUUGACGGGCUUUCUCUGGACCAGACGCACAUGGUGGAGAGGUCUGAGUGCAUCAACAAGUUUGCUUCUGUCUUUGGGACGAUGCCUCUCAAGGUGGUGGAGCACCGAGCCGACCCUGUCCUGUACAAAGACGACUUUCCUGAGAAACUGAAGAGCUUCCCCAACAUCGGCAGCUUAUAACCCGCCACAGGCGGGGGUCUGAACACUAAGCUUGGACCAAGGGAGAGAACAUGCUCCCCCCCCACCCCAGCACUUCUGAUAGCGGGGGGGGGGGGGGGGGGGGGACGACGUCAGAGUGGAAGAUUGACAUACUGACCCGCUUCCUCAAGAACGGGAAGCGCAGGAGGAUGCCUGCGCAUUGGGGGGCACCCUCUGUUCCUGUUUCCAUGGUUUCCAGUGGCUUUUCUUUGAAGAUGCGGAACGGAAGCCUUGGUGGCACUCCAGGUUCAGGUCCAGCUCAGGCUCCUUGGUCUCCAGUUCCUACAGAACCACCCGAAAGGGCUUCGCUGACCGAAGACUGCUGAGGAGAGAGCCUACCAGCCCACUUUAGAUUCUCGGAAUCGUGGAAAAGAUACCCUAUCUCACUUUCAGUCACUUCAGAUCAGUGAGUUUUUUGGAGGAAAAGCCAAGCCCGGAAUUCGGUGCAAAAUCCAGACAUCGUAGUGGGAUUUGAUAUACAGGGUGGGCAAAAGUUGGUUUACAGUUGUUCGAAUGGAAAAUAAUACAAUAAUUAAUAAAGUACAAGAAUAAACUGUUUCACGUACUCACAACUGCAGACCUACUCUUGCCCCACCCUGUGUGCCUGGCCCUGGGGUGCUGGACUCGCGAACAGAAGAGCAUCAGCUGCCGAGCGGGGAUCUUAUAAGCACCAUAACUAUUCCUGUUUGAUUUGGCUUUUUAAUGUGAUUAAAGUAAUUUUUAUUCCUUUUUCUA
Molecule: messenger RNA, 3122 nt
Organism: Myotis daubentonii (Daubenton's bat)
Lineage: Eukaryota; Metazoa; Chordata; Mammalia; Chiroptera; Vespertilionidae
Gene: EXT2
Product: exostosin glycosyltransferase 2
Cellular component (GO): membrane
Molecular function (GO): glycosyltransferase activity
Source: RefSeq, a predicted model, not a curated record